Ichthyophthirius multifiliis is the source of this 495-nucleotide messenger RNA. RefSeq names its product iron-sulfur cluster assembly protein, putative. Gene Ontology annotation, molecular function: 2 iron, 2 sulfur cluster binding. NCBI's taxonomy places the organism in Eukaryota, Ciliophora, Oligohymenophorea, Hymenostomatida. Gene Ontology annotation, cellular component: cytoplasm; mitochondrion. The transcript has 4 exons. The record is from RefSeq and is a predicted model, not a curated record. Gene Ontology annotation, biological process: iron-sulfur cluster assembly.
AUAAUAAAAAUUACAUAGAAAUAUAAAAUCAAAUAAAUUUUAAUUAUGAUACCUUUGUUCAUCAAAAAAUCAAUAUAGUUAAAUAAAAAUUUUAUAUAUCUAUAAAAUUGUAACUUUUGUUAAGAUUUAAAAAAGACAAUAUAACCAAAAUAAAAAAAAGCCUUUAUAACAUUGACUGAUAGAGCAGCAGAAAAAAUAAAAGAAUUAAUUUCAAAAAGCUAAGACUAAAAUUAUCUUGCUGUUAAAAUUGGAAUUAAAAAAAGAGGAUGCAGUGGUUUGAGUUAUACAAUGAAUUAUUGUGAUAAUAAAAAAGAAAAUAAAUUCGACGAAGUUAUAUAUGAUAAAGGUGUAACUGUUAUUAUAGAUAAUAAAGCUUUAAUGGCUUUAGUGGGAACAGAAAUGGAUUGGUUAGAAGAUGAUUUAAGAGCAGAAUUUAUUUUUAAUAAUCCUAAUUAAAAAGGUGCAUGUGGAUGUGGAGAAAGUUUUUAUAUUUGA